Molecule: messenger RNA, 1740 nt
Organism: Gastrolobium bilobum
Lineage: Eukaryota; Viridiplantae; Streptophyta; Magnoliopsida; Fabales; Fabaceae
Product: MND1-interacting protein 1-like
Exons: 3
Coding region: 231-1517 (428 amino acids)
Source: RefSeq, a predicted model, not a curated record
UCUUCUUCUUUCUCUCAGUUCAGUCCCACCAACCAUUUUGUGGUCUGAACUCCUUUCACAAUAACUUCGCUCGUAAACCCCAGGCACCGAACGAGACUCUGAUUCUCAGUACUGAACUCACUGAACGAAAGACGAAAACUUUAUCAAGCUGCCUCCUUUGUCUUCUCUCUGAAUAAACCCCUCUAAAGGUGAGGCCUUUUUUGAGUAAAGGUGAUUGCAUGUUGUGUUAGAUGGUGGCAAUGCAGUUGCAAAGAGAUAUUGAAUUUCCCAAGAGGUUCAAUCUUUCUCCUUCAAUGAAAUCCUCAUUGAAGAGAAAUGUUGCUGUGUUUGCUGCUGGUUUUAAGGAAAAAUUCAAAAAUUUGCAGACACAGGUUGUUGAGCAGUCUGGAGAUUCUCGGAAUCUUGAUGACAGAGCUGAUUUGAGAUCAGCGCUGAGUAAAUUUAGCAAUUUAAAUCUUGAUGAGGGUAUGCAUCUUGUGGAAGAUAAUGAGAGGGAUGAUAAGAUAAUCAAAAUAAUUCUGCAGAUUAAGGAUCUUGAGAAAUAUAUCGAGGAGCAAAAAGAUUGGGCUCAUAAGUCAGUAAUAGGAGCAGCAAGAAAGCUAAGCAAUGAUCUGACUGAGCUCAAAAUGUUACGGAUGGAAAGAGAGGAGACUCUGAAAUCGAAGAGAGGGAAACCAACUCUUGAUGACUCAACCAUGAAGAGACUCUCAGAGAUGGAGGAUGCCUUAAGAAGGGCUAGUGGACAAGCAGACCGUGCAAAUGCAAACGUGAGAAGAAUAGAGUUAGAGAAUGCAGAAAUCAAAGCAGAGAUUGAGGCUUCCAAAUUAAGUGCAUCAGAGUCAGUGGAUGCUUGUAAAGAAGUUGAGAAAAGGGAGAAAAAAUUCUUAAAGAAACUUAAAGCAUGGGAAAAGCAGAAAGCUAAAUUAGAGCAGGAGAUUUCUGAUGAAAGAGAAAAGGUAUUGAAGACACAAGAAGAAUUGGCUCAGAUUAAGCAGUCUCGAGAAGAAGCUAAGGUCAAGUGGAAGGAAGAGUUGAACGCCAAAGAGGAAGCCCUAGCACUAGUUGAGGAGGAACGCCAAGCUAAGGAAACUGCUGAGUCUGAAAAUAAGAGGAAGCUUGAGGCUUUGCGCGUGAAGAUAGAGAUAGAUUUCCAGCGCCACAAGGAUGAUCUAUCAAGACUUGAGGAGGAGAUUUCGCGCCUUAAAGCAUCUGCUCAGUCUGCUGAGUCAUCAUCUAUAACUAACUCCGAGGAUGCAAUGCCCCAAUGGGAGACAGCAAUUGCUAAUCUGCUUCAAGAAUUAGAUGAUAUGGAGGAUCAUUCGGAGAAAGAAGUGAAGAGCAACAGAGAAUGCAUUAUGUGCAUGAAAGAUAGAGUCUCCAUUGUUUUCUUGCCGUGUGCUCACCAAGUUAUGUGUGCUAGUUGCAGUGCUGAGCAUGGAAGAAAGGGUAAGACUGCUUGUCCUUACUGCCGGGUUCAAAUCCAACAGAGAAUCCGUGUGUUUGGCAUAGGCUCGUAGCCUAUUUUAAAGUUAUGUUUCAAUAGGACCUUGGCAAGUAUGCGCCAUGAAUUUUUGAAUAACUUUGCACUUAAUCAUUGGUGCUUCUUGUCUCUAAUAUCCAUGCAUGCUUUUGAGUCGUGAACAUUGAGGCGUGAAACAUAGUCAUGAACUAUUGUUAUUAUGUUGUUACAAAUAAAGUCCUGGCAUUAGCUUGUCUCUUGGAAGGUAUGAACCUUUAUUG